AUGGACGAAGAAUACUUCAAGUAGGCAAUAUUAGCGAAUGAUGUCACGGGCGCACACAGAGAACGAGACGAGAAAUAUAGAGAGCAUGAGAAUAAAUAUAAUUUCUCCGGACUGACAACCCGGGAACCAAUUCGACAAUUAGAAACUUACUCGUAGACAUCCCUGUGGGCUUAUCAAAGCAAAAGAAAAUAUAAAACGUAAAUAUUUCGCACAAAAACACAGAAAAGCUGACUUUGAAGUUAGAAGUAGAAAAAACGUUAAAAACCAGUUAUUCGAACUGGAAACAAUUUCCGUAAUACCUAAAAGCGAGGAAAAAUUCAUUUCCUUUUCGAAAUACAUUAGCAAUACUUUUUCCGUGUAAUUUUUAGAUUCGUUUCGAUUUAUGGCAUCAAGUCAUCGUCUCUCACUUCGUACCCAAACACCCCGGGAUACGUGAAGUUUCGAGAGUUCAAAAAGGUAAUUUACAUCGAAGAUAUGCCGCUUGUAAUGAGAAAAGGUGUGUGUCCAUACGAGUACACGGAUAGUUGGGAAAACCUGGAAGAAGCAUGA
Cinara cedri is the source of this 549-nucleotide messenger RNA. The record is from the annotation of a GenBank genome assembly. Lineage: Eukaryota; Metazoa; Arthropoda; Insecta; Hemiptera; Aphididae.